Cavia porcellus (domestic guinea pig) is the source of this 15127-nucleotide messenger RNA. RefSeq names its product endogenous retrovirus group K member 5 Gag polyprotein-like. The transcript is spliced from 2 exons. NCBI's taxonomy places the organism in Eukaryota, Metazoa, Chordata, Mammalia, Rodentia, Caviidae. Gene Ontology annotation, biological process: viral process. The coding region runs from base 11993 to 13570 and encodes 525 amino acids. Gene Ontology annotation, molecular function: zinc ion binding; nucleic acid binding. The record is from RefSeq and is a predicted model, not a curated record.
CAGGUGCCCGGGCUGGUUGCCACAGGCCUCCCUGCGGUGCAUGAGUGAGUGGAGGAGUCCUUUCAGGGCUUGCCCUGGCCUGUCCUCACAGACCAGAGGAUCCCAGUGUGUCCAGCAGAGGAGAUCACCAGAGGCUAAGGCAAGGAUACAGCAUCAAAGUGAAAUCCAGUAACAUCAACCUGCUGCUUAUCUGAAAAAUACAAUUCCAGCAAGCAGUUUCCCAGCCCAAGCGUAAUGCGUGCUACAGUUUGGAUCUUGGAUGUCUCCCAAGGAAAGGCUCCAGCUGAGUGGCACAAUUUGGAGAAGGUAAAAUGAGUUGGGGACUAGGAGGAAGUCCUUAUGUUUUUGGUGAUGUGCCCUCAAAGAGGGUUAGGGGACUCUAAGCCCUUUCUCUUCAUCUGUCUUUUGCUUCCUGGAGAUUACACACUCCCACUGUAGGUCCUGCUUUGCUCCAGGCCCAGCCAGUCAUGGAUUGGAAUCCUCAAAACUAUGACCCAACAUAAACCUUUUCUCUUUGUAAGUUUAUCGUUUCAGAUAUUUGUUGCAGUUAGGGAAAACCAAAGCAAUACUUAAAAUGUAUCUGUUACUCCUAAGUAAGAUGGCUUGUCUCACAGGAGGACUCUGUGUUGUUCUUAGUUUGUGUUUGUGUGCUUCCUGUAUUGGAGGCUGGGAAGUCAUUCUCCAGCUCUGAGGGAAAGAGGGUCAUGAAGACAGGGUGUGGCCAGUUCCAUGUUUCCCCUUGCACCUUUGGGUACCUGGACAAUGUGAAAGAAUCUCAUUCUUCUGGAUGUUACUCCUUUAGCAUCAUAAGGACAUGGCAAAAAAGCAAGGCAAAACGAAACACACAUUCCUAUGACAAUAGAAAUUCACAAUCCCUUCAGGAGUCCUUUGCAUAGAAUUUUAUGUUCAAUUUGACCUUUUGUUUGAGGCAGAAAUUCAUGAACAUAAAAACGUAGUGAAAUAGCUCAAGCUGCUUGUCAGAUUGCAGCUUGGAAACUCAGCUUACUACAAAUUGGUCUAAUUAAGCUUUAUUAAAAUUGGUACCCCAGGGUGAGUUUUUAUUCCUCAUACAAAGGAUGACAUUGCAGGUUUCCACAGACAAUAUAGGCACAUCAAAUGCUUUCAUGGGUGAAUUUUCCAAACAGGGACAGCAAAAGUGCCAGGGACGGCAUCCGUGGAGCACAUGGGGAUGUUUAACUGCUCAUUGAUUGCAGUUUUCAUUGGAGCAAAUUAAAUGGAAAUGAAAACAAAGCUAUGCCCUCACUCUGCAGGGUGUUGGAAAUCCAGGCUGCCUGGGGCAGGGUAAGGGGCUGUUGGAGGAGCUGUGAGGCUCCCGAAGACAAAGUUGCUCACUUUCUCCACCUCCCUUCUCUGACUGCCUCCCAUCUCCGUUUUCUUCUUCCUUCCCUGAAAUCUCAGGAGGAAUCUUAAUGAAGGGAAAAAGCUUCCAAAAAUAAUGUCCCUAGGUCAGAUGGUCAUGCAGACCUAUGCAAGCCUUCCUGUGCACUUGGCUGCUCCUCUGCUAUGAAGCGCAGUACCCACUGUAGCCAGUAGAGCAUGAGGACAGUGUAGAAGAGCUGUCAUCACAAGAUGGGACAGAUUGCAAACCGGUCCUGCUGCUGUUCAUCACAUCCUCCCUGGCUCCUCGUGAGGGCCAGGAAGGAGCCACAGAACAAGGGAGCCCUGGGAGAUGGAGGUGCCCGGAAUGGUGGAAUCUGUGGAGAAGGGAGCUACCUGACACAUCCAGCUCUGUAAUACUGGAAGACAAUUAGCCUUAUGUCUUUUUUGCUCUGUGCUCUGAAUCCCAGACUCAUCUAUAUCAGACUGUUUCUUUGCCUUCUCUGUCUGAGGAUCUAAGGAGUAGCCGAAACUUCCAUUUAUCUAAGUUAAACCUUGGUUUGGGGGAGUUCUGAGUACAUUUUGGCAAGGAAACUGAAUACACAAAUGGAGAGCCACUGGGCAGAGUAAAAUGGAAAGAGGGAAAUGCUAUGCAAGGUGGAAUGAUGUAGCUGGCUUCUGCUGUGGACACCUAGAGACUUGGGUCCAGGAGGCCUUGUAGAAGAGCUGUGCUUGGGCCAGAAGACCUUGAAGAAGAGCUGUACAGAGAGAGCCUCAGCACUGCCCACCUGUUACCUGCCCCUCCUCAGUAAAAGUUGUCUCCGUGGCCUUGACUUAUUGGAAGUCCCAGACUUACAUAGGUAUCUGGACUGCUGACAUGUGGGGCUCUCCAGGAGUCCCAGAAAGCAGCUGAGAAGCCCUUACACAGGUGGCAAGAGAAGCACUAUGCACCAGAGGUCAAGGUGGACAUAGCAACUACUGAAAGAAAAGACUGUCACAGAGGAUGGGGAGAGUUGAGUGUCUGAGAGACAUCUUGGACUCUGCACUUUCUCUUUAGCUUGCAUUCCACUCAGGAGAAACUUCUGUGGGCUCUAGUUUAGUACUAUGUUCUGGAUCUGAUCACCUCUCACUGUCCUCACAGUUGCCAUUCCAUUCCUAACUACUAACAUCUCUAGUCAGAGUGAUGAAAAGAGUUUCUUGAUGAGGUCCCCUUUCCAACUUUGCAUCUCUUCCUUGUUCCCCAGAGCAACCUUGCACAUGUGGUGGGCAGCCAGGAUGACCCUUGAAUGGCUCAUGCAUGCAUUUCCCCUUCCCAAAUCCGAAUGGCUUUUCAUCUCACUCAGAAUAAAAUUUUAAAUCCUUUUUAAGAUCUGAGGGUUUGUUCCCUUCUUCUCUUUCUGCUAUGACCUGAAUGAUUACAUCCACUUCAAAAUUCAUAUUAAAACUCAAUAGGCAAGAAUAUUAAGAAGUGGAGACUCAAGACCUCAGGACUCAGGAGGUGAUUAAAUCUUGAGAUGAGUUGAUUAGAGCUUGUGAAGAGAUUGUCUCUCUUUCUAUGCAAAGACACAUUCAUUAUUUGUCUCCUCUGCAAAAAUUCAUGGUGCUAUCUUGGCAACAGAGAUCGAAACUGCUGGUGUCUUGAUUCAGACCUUCCAGGCUCCAGAACUGAGAAACACAUUCCUGUUGUCCGUGCAUUGCCUAACCUCAGGGGUUUUGUUACAGCAGCAUGGACAAUUUUCUGAUCUCUAUGAGUACCCUGCCCCCUCUCCUGUCACUGUGCCCUCUUCACUUUGUCCAGAUUGCUGUUGUUCUCCCACUUCAAGGCCUUGUACCUGCGAGUCCCUCUGAACAGGGUACUUUUCCUCCAGAUGUUUCUUUAGCUCAGCCCCUCACCUCACUCAUAUCUUUGCACAGACAUCGCUAGUCAAAAAUUUUUCUCUAAUUCUUUUACUUGCAAUACUACCUUUUCCUCCAUCCAUCUAUUUCCUUUAUUCUCAUUUUUCUCUAUGCCUGAAAUUUUACAGCUGUCUUCAUUUGCUUUUGGCCACUCCUCCCCAAGUGCUGUUUCUUACAUUUAGACUAGAGAGUUUGUUUUGCAACCAGUGUGUAGCCAGUACCCAAUAUAGUGCUUAGCACACAGCAGACCAAAACUCUGCUCAGUGGGGAUCCUCUGGAGGGGCACAUGGCAAACCCAUCACUUGACCCUCUCCUUUGUGUGGACACAGAGAAGACACUAGAGACAGGCAGAAGGUCUGGUAGCAUGGAGUGCAUCUGAAGGACGCUAUACAUUUGGUUGAGUUCUUCAGCCUAUGUGUUGUAGUACGGGGGCCAGGAGAACAGCACAGCUGAGAACAUGUAGUUAUAGUGAGUUUGAAUCUCAAACUGGCUCAAAUCCCCAGAAGCACUUGAGAGGUGUCUUAAUUCCUUAUCUCGUUGCUGUGACAAAAUACCUGAUUCCUACAAGUUAAAAAAGGGAAGGUUAAACUUCGCUUACAGUUUGUAGAAGUUUCUGUCCUUAUUCAGCUGGCUCCAAGCAAGUGGUGUGACAGAAAGGCAUCACAGAGGAGAAACAGUUCAUGAUGUGUUAGGCAAAAGGCAGCAAGCAGCAACAGCAAGCCCACCUUCCUUCUUUUUCCUUUAUAUUUCAACGAGGCUAUAUGCCUAUUGAAUGGUGCCAUCCACAUGAAGGGCAGGGGCUCCACUAGCCACACCCAGAACAAUGGUGAACACAUUCAGUUAUCUCACACUUAAUCCCAGUAUCACAAAUCCUGGAUCCAGCCACCUCUGAAAAGUCUUACCUAUGAGUGCAUGAGGAGGAUCUGAGAAUAUGCACUUUUUCGUGCACUCCAGGAACCUGGCUAAUCAGAUCCAAAAUGUCCGUGAGGCCCUCUGGAGGGAUCCAGUCAUCAGGCUUCCUCCAACAAAAAUGGGCAGUUUCUUCUACGUGGGCAGCACAGGUACUUUUCUGUGACUGCAUUCAAUGUUUUCUCUUUUUUUUAUUUAAAAAGUAUAAAAACAGUAUAGAAUAAAAAUAGGAAAUUAAUGCUAGUUAAUAUAUUGUAUAUUGUUAUUUUAAAAGUAGUUGUUCAGAUUACAAGAUUUAGGCAUGAAAAAAACAAUCAAACAAUCAAUUUUAAUCCAAUGGAAGGUAGAGGUAAAGCUCAAAGACCUAUUAUAGAUUUUUAUUGUUUGUACCAAACCACACAGUCAGGAUGAGGAGGAAAGGCACACAGGCGGCUUGGUGUUAGGUUCAGCAGGAAGUUAUGGACAUGGCUGAGGACACUGACACCAUGUGGACCAAGGCUGUGACCCCCCACAGGGAGGGGACAGUGCAGUGUGAGGGACCACUCUGCCCCCAGUGUCUGUCUUCAUAGUUAAUGUUUUAUAGGGACACAGCCACAAUCAUUGCUUACGGGCUUUCUAGGGCUACUUCUAUAUUAAAAGGACAGAACUGAGUAGCUGUGACAGAGAUAGACACUGACAAUAACAUUUCCUGAGCCCCGGGCUAGCAGAAAGAGCCUGACAACCCCGCUGUGUUCCUUUCAUAUUUGAUGCAAGCAACUCUCAUAAGCUCCUGCUCUUUAACUUUGUAUGUGGUACACAAUUUUGGAUUAAUUUGCAUAGAUUUAUGUCCAUCUAAAAUUUCCUGGCCUAGAAGGUACUCAAUUACAGAUUGAUUAAACAACAAUAACAGGAGACUAUAUUAAAAUGCACUGGGAUUUUAUAUUCUCUGCUCUGUCAAUCAUGCAAGGUCAUCGGUACAGAUGAAAAAACAAGGGGCACAUCUUGAAGCCUGAUAGCCUUUCAUGAUUGUUGAGGAUAAAAUCAAACCUGGGUGGCACCUGGGUGCCACUGUGACAUCUGGAGCACUGGUGAGAAGCAAUGGCUCCUGUGUGGCCACUGUUAGUCUGGGAAAUAGACACUGCCUAGAACUGCUGUUAGCAUAUAUUAUCCCACGCUUGAAGGACAUGGGGGAUGACUCCAAGCAUAUAUGCAUCAAGCAAAACAUAAAAUCAGGGUGAGGUGGAGGUGGGAGGGAUUAUCUGAAGCCCAUUUGCCUUUCAUAUGAAAGUCCAGAGUCCCUUCUCUUAAAAUGUUAUCGUUUAGCCCUGCCUUUUCUCUUCUAUAUCUAAACCCUGAAAGAUUCUUGUUUACAUUUUUUCUAUUUAAAACACCCUAUGUAGUUAGUGAGGCUGUAGCAGCCAACACGGAGAGUCUAGAAUGUACAGUCUCAGAAAGCUGGCUUUAUAUUCCCAGCUCCCUAUUACUGCACAGGAUGACCUUGAAAAAGUUGCAUAAUCUUUCUGAACCCUGCUCCGUGGACUGUAAAAUGAAGACAAUCCAUCCCAUUAAAUCAUUGUAAGAAUUUUAACGAGACUGCAUAACUCCUUCCACCACUCUCUCUUCCCUUUUAUAAAAAUGGUUGAACCACUUACAAAUUAGAUGCUUUAAAAUCUGAGGCUGCUUCCAUUGUCAUUUGCAAGAGAUGAAUCAUGGCAGGCUGGGUGCUGGACUUUUUUAAACUUUGCUGAUAUAUAUAUAUAUAGCAAAUAUGGAGGAGUUUAUCGCUUACUUCUUUUAGAACAUGCUCCCACGGGUCUGAGGAUGUUUAAAAAAGAAUUUUAUUUAAGUGCAGACAAAGAUCAUAGAAGGACACAUACUCAUGUGGAGUCAGGUGAAAGAAUACUCAUGUAGGCAGUGUGUCGGUGGGAAUCCCUGCUUCUUUCUGUGCUUUCUCUGACUGUGUCUUCUUAGGUUGGCCUGUGCCAGGAGGCUCACAGAGAGAUCAAAAGUCUCUGUUGGAGUUAAUUGAAAAUACUAAAUAAAAGGACGAAUUACAUUUGUUUGCCAAACCACUUUAUUUAUUUUAGCACAGAUUUUGUGAACUCAGGACUGAUCUGGAAACCUCUGGGUGGAUUUCAGCCUUCUUUGGGUUGGGUGAUAGUGUCACCAUCUGCUGAUUCCCAACCCCUUCCAGAUGAGCCAAGAGUGGGCAUCGAGGGGAAGGAAGUUUCCCGAUCCAUGCAGGUGGUGGAGGCAAGAAUUAGGAAUUAAGUCAUUCGCUGACUCAGGUGACCCAGCCACCUGGAAAUCCCAGAGUACAAUCAUGAGGAAGAGACAUUCUGAGUUCCAGCCUCCCUCUUUUUAACCACAAGAGGACAGGUGAAGAAAGAUGAAUCCACCUACAAGCAGGCACAACUUUGGAACCUGAGGAUGUUCACCAAACCUACAAAAUGGAGACCAAAGUGGAAAUAGGAAGUGCUGGACCCACUGGACACAGGAACACAGCCGCUGGUGAGGAAGGGAAUAAAUGAAACAAACAAACAAACAAACAAACAAACAAACAAACAAACAAAUCUGGCACCUGCUCUGCAUUCCUCACUACCCUGCUAGCUGGAGGAAAGAACGGGGUUGCUCAGUGAAGCAGCAUCAUCUCAUAGCUCAGUGCACCAUGUUCCUGUUGAAGGAGCAGGGCUCAGAGCGCAGGGCUGCAGGGCUGCCGAAGUUAAUUUUUCAUCAGAUUUCACUGGAACAGAGCAGUGAUCUUUCUGUCUUGCUGUUCCUCCUUGGUCCAGGCCAGAGAGAGAAGGCAGCGUGUCUUAGGACUCUUUAGCCUGUUCCCUUUGUCAUGUUGGGGUUGUUACUAUCACCAGCUUCCUGUACAGAUCAUGUUAGGUAAAAAAAAAAAAAAAAAGCCCAGGGAACUCUUCAGGGUGUCACCCCUCCAUUCCAAGCAAACCUGCCUGUCUGCUUUCUUAUCUCCAUAUUUUAAAAUUUUCUUGCUGUUUUACAUUUGUGCCUGGAUUUUCUAGUACUUUCAUAGUUCUAUUUUUAAAUUGUUUUACCUUCUUGGAAUCUAUUCUUGUUUGUGCAGUUGCUGAACCGUUGUUUUGACAAAUGUCAGAUCAACAUAUCAAGAACCAUAAAAGAUCCUUUUGCCCGCUGCUUACAACUGCACUGUUUUGUAGAUAUGUUUGAAGAUAGAAUCUAUUUUUAUAAAUGAGGAAAUUGACUCUAGAGUGAUGAGCUGAACUUCCACUUUCCUUGAUGUCUGUCACAACAUUCACCAGAUAAAUUCUUUAGGUUUGAAAAUAGAAUUUCCUGUUUAUAAUGUGUUAUAUGCUCCUUGCUUUAGAGGCACUAGCUCAUUCAGUUCUUUCAAUAACUCUGGGCAGUAAUAUUUUUAACAAAAAUUUUUAAUUACUUUAUCUGGGUUGCAUGCUAAUUAAUACCUGAACUGGGAUCAUAAUUUAAAUAUUCUGACUUCCACUGUAAUUUUCCUUCUUUAUGUGUUCAUUAAAGAAUCAGAAAAAGUUGCCUCUCCAGAUUAGUGAUUGUUUAGAAUGUGCUGAAAUUAGAUAAAUGUGGCUCUGUUACUGUUUAUCUCUCACUAGGGACAUAGACAAAGAUAUAUAUUUGGCAUCCUUUAGUAAUAUACUUGUCACGGUGAAUUUUUAAAACAUAACUUGGCUGUUCUCCUUCUGUGGCAGUAAGGAGCUGGGCACAUGGAGAUCCCAAAUCAUGGGGAUAAAAACAAAAAGAAGUUAAAAGAACAAUCCCUGAGAUAUUAUUAACUUUUCCCUUUAUUGCACAGUAUUGUGAUUGCCUCAAAUGGUCGUAGUUCUAAGGAGGAGAAAUAUUGCCCCUUCCUCUUUUGCCAAAUAAAGUGCCUCUCAUUUUCCUGCAGGAAUUCCCUUUCUGAUGGAGCAGGGGUCUCUGAUGCCUGAGGUCCUAGGUUCCAACAUCAGCUCAAGAAAAUCUAAUCAUCACCUUUCUGAAACAGAUAACUGAACAUAGAGAAAGGUUGAAUAUAAAUAAAUAAUUAAGAUAAAAAGGAAGUAAGAAGAGAUUAAAGUCUGAAAUGGUGGAAGAAUUUCCACACAUCCUGGAGCAAGAGUGAGGGGGACGCAGGAAACAGGAGCCAGUGUCCCUGUGCUCGGGCAUGUGAAAUAGUCCUCAAAGGCAACACAGCAAAUGUGACAGGGGACCAGGAAGUGGAAGGAGCAGCAGGGAGGGUCAUAGCCAGAGCUGAAGAGAAAUUUGUUAUGUGUUAUUUAAAUGGACCAAUCCUUGAGAGCAAUGUGAUCACUGCAAACAUGGGCUAAUAAAAGAAUUUUAAAAGACGAAAAAGGAAAAAAAAAAAAAAAAGGACACUGAGACAAUAGGAUAGCUAGAGUUUGAGGAGUGAAGAAAGCCAGAAGAGAAGGUCCUGUGAACUCUGAGGUAUGAGCUGCAUCUACAGAACUGGCUAGAACUUGGGUUAGGAGGGUGCUGCUUGGUAUGGAUUCGCCCCUAACUGGACAGAAAGGAAUCUCCCAAAUGAGUGAUUGGAACAAAUGUGCAGAAAUGUGGACAGUAAAGAUUAUUUUAAUGAACUCUCAGAUUGAAAUGAUGCAUAUGCCAUUAAGAACUCAAGGACAGGUGUCUUUAUUAUAAAGUGUCAAAGAAGUUGACUAAAUAGUGUUUCUUAUACAGUUUGUGGGAAGUAGAAUGUGGGAGCGAUAAAAUUGGGUAUUUAGCUGGACCUAUAUGUAAGCAAAGUGUUGGAAGAGUGAAUUGAUUUCCAUAAAAUGGAGGAAGACUAAAUGAUUUAAGGUGGAGUUGUUAAUAGGAAGCAGAAUCUAAAUUUGAGGACAAUUCUCAGCCCACUGAGGAAUGGAAAAGCACCAAGUGUGUGACCCUCUGGUAAGAGAUUGGUGCAAACCAGCCAUAUGAGCAGAAGUCAGGAUUGUGCAGAUCAUGAAGAGAUGGCUGGGCAGGGCCUUCAGAGCUCACAGGCCUGCCUGUCUCUGGUGCUGGCCUCUGGGAGGCAGAACAGUGUCAGAGGGCCGAUGGGUAUCUGCAGGACCUUACCACCUUACCAGGUGCUGACCUAAGACUCUGACCCCUGCACUCCGUUGUGAACCUUGGGUGAAAAGAGCAUGAUGUGUAAUGUGCCCACAAAGCUGCGGGUGUGUGGCAGCCUUCCUUUAGAUUUCAGAGGAUGCCACAGUGAACUUCAGGCCUCAACCCAAAAAUUGCCAUGGUCUCUGAGGAGAGUUCCUUCUGGGGCAAUGCACAAUAUGGCCAGGGAGGUCCCUUUGCCCUUGUGACCACAGACUGGCACACCCAUGGACAGGAGCGUGGGUCCACUGGGAACCUUGGGCAUGUAGCUCUGGCAUGGGACCUCCAAGGAGGUGGGGCUGCUACAGAAGGCCAUUGUGGGUGUGGGGCCACUGCCCCCAAGGCCUGGAAGGCAGAGCAUCCAGCUUUAGGAGUUCAUUCCUGCAGUAGUUUAAUCUUUUAAAGGACCUGUUAUCCCAUUCUAUCUUCUUUAUCUCUUUUGUAAUGGAAAUGUCUAGCCUGUGCUGAACUCAUCUUUAUAUUGUAGAAGCUCCCAAAAUGUUUAGUUCUAUAAACAAUUUAGUUCAAAACAAUUCUCCUCAGGGUCCAUCAGACCUCAGGUCUCACCCAUAUCUUAUAUAAAUAAUAUUUAGCUAAGACUCUGAACAUUAAACUUUAGGGUUGACUCUGGAACAAGUCAAGAUUUUAGAGCAAUUAGGAUGGGGUAUUUUGCAUGUGAGACAGAAAUGAAUUUUGGGGGCCAGAGGUAAAGUGUUAUCAUCUGAGUGUUUAUGUUACCCUCAUUCAUACCUCAAACUUGAAUCACCACUCUGAUGACAUUAGAAGGCGGGAACUUAGGAGGUUGACUAGGUCAUGGAACUCUCACAAAUGUGAGUUUCACCUUGUAGAAGAAACACUAGACAGCCACCUUGCCCCUUGCACCACAUAAGCACAUAUGGAGAGAAGGUGCUGUUCUACAAACUAGGAGUGAAUCUUAACCACCAAAUCUGCUAGUGACUUUGACUUGGAUUUCCAGUGUCCAGGAUGGGGAAAGCAAGUUUCUGUCACGUAUAAGUCAUCCAAUUUACAACAUUUUUUGUAACUGGCCAAAUGGGCCAGAUUACUCUUCCAGCUGUAAAGUGAUAGAGAAAGUUUGGCACUGCUAUUCUGAGUCUUGAGGACCUGAAGCGAUACCCACAAGCAUUCAUACAUGGCACAACUUCCCUCAUUCUUGGAUUGGCCUCUAUCUUUCCUCCAUACCAGCUGCACUAACUGCUUCCCCCAACAUAGGUGAGCUACCCUCCAGUCUGACCAGUGAUCUUUCCUAAGCGCAGAAGCCUUGCACUCCAUGUCAUGCUUUGCUUAUUUUAAUAACACUAUGACAUCAAGUGAAGAAAAGUCCUUUAAGUAAGAGAGGCUGUAUAAUCAGGGAAGGACAACUAGGGAUCCUCCACAAUAGAAGUAUAGUUUAAGGAUGUUUGAGUAGCAUAAUCUAGAACAUCCCAACUCACUAAUCCUCCAGGUAUGAAUUUACAGUGAUUAAAUCAUUUGAAAAUUUAAUCAGAUAAAAUUACCUUUGAAACUACUCAAUAAAGACACAAAUAGUAGGUGAUAUUCUUGGAGGUAGAAAACACAGCAGUUGUACACAGGCAAACCUUCAUCACUAUCCCGAGAAUUUCAACAAUGGACAAGUUACAUUUUCAUAAAUUUCUUCCUUGUACCACUAGAAACAUAAUUAUCAAGACCUGAGGCAAAAUGAUGGCCUAUAAGAAUUUAAAACAGUGUGCAGUGUUAAGUUCCUGACUUUUUUUAGGCCUCAGUAGCUAUUUGCCUUUGGGUAAGUAGCUUAGGUGAAGCCUGUUUUUCUUAAGUAAUAGGAAUAAUGAGACCAAAUCUUACUGGAGUUAUUGAUUUAAAAUUUGGGUAAAUUACUUAGCAUAGUGGCCAGCACAUGGCAUUCUGCAUUAAUUAAGUAAUAGUAAUAGUAUUCUUAUUAUAGGUCAUCAAUAUCUACCUAAUUCAAGAGUGAAUCUUAAUCACCAAAUCUGCUGGUGACUUUGACUUGGAUUUCAUAAUAUUAAAAAUGUUUAAAAAAAAAGACAGUAAAACAACUUGUGUAGAGUUUGCCACCUGUUGGGAGCCGCGGCCGAGCCCGGUCGCCUUACUUGGCGGACGUGAGGCCUGUAGGAAAGAGCAAAGCCUGAGCUAGAUUACCCCUCCCAUCGAGUGUGCUAAGAUGGCGCUUAUCUCCUGCUUCCUGCUUGGUAAACAACCCGCCCUGUAAGAUCUCCUGCUUCCUGCUUGGUAAACAACCCGCCCUGUAAGAUCUCCUGCUUCACAACCCGCCCUGUAAGAUAGUCUGCCUAGCAACAACUGAUGUUAGCCAAUCAGCCCGCAUCGCGCGCUUUGAACUGAUUGGCCACUGUAACCCUAUAAAAGUGAGUGCCUCUCCCGCCACGAAAAAAGGAAGCAGAAGAAGCACGCAAGGAGCCGUGGGGAGCGGACCAACAGAGGCUUCGGCCGGGAGGAUUCCCGGGGCAGGCUGUACGGAGAAGGAAAAUAAAAGAAAAGGUUGUCCACUGCCAGACUUUGUUGUGUGUCCUUCCUGCCGGCCGGGAGUGACACAGACAUCUGGUGGCCCGUACGGGGAACUGAUCACCCCCGAGACGUGGCAGUGGACAACGCUCCAACGCAGAGCUGCAAGACAGGUGAGUAGAGGAUAAACCUGGGCCCUGGGUGGCGCGCACCUACAGGGUUUGUAGACUCCUCUCAGGCUCACGCGUAAGUGGCGGAUUCCUUGGGCCUCACGCGGUGAGUAACAUGUUAAAAAAUGGGAAACAUGCUAGGUAGCGGCACUAAGAGUGAGGGUGGUUGCGGGGAAAGCUCUCAAGAGCUUACAAAAGUACGCAGGGUAUUUGAGCAGGCCCAGUCAGGGAGCUCCCGAGAGGGGUCCGUCAAGGGGAACAAAGAUGCUAAGGAGGAGGACGGGGCUCAAGCCUCAGAGUCGUCUGACUCCGAGGACGAGGGAAGGUUGAAUGGUGAGGAGGCCAAAGAGACCAGCUGUCAGGGGCCUAAGUCGCUUGAUGGGGAGACGCAAGGCUCUUUCGCUGCGUUGCACCGCGAAUUGCGCUCCGCUCAGCUAGGCUUACGAAAAAGCAGAGAGCUUCUGAGCGCCCCCUGGCAGGGGAGGGAGACAGAACCUUCUGCUCCGCCCUGGAACUCGUUCCCGGAAGCGGUCCCUCGCCACGAUGCCGCCGCAUGGGAACUCCCCCCUCUUCCGUCAGUACAGGAAAUAACGCACAGGCCGCCAUUUUCUGUUCAGCCACGGCCGCCAUCUUAUGAUGCUCCGCCGCCGGCGGGACGUUAUUUCCACAGACAGCUGUGGCAUGGGGGUCGUGUGUCUAAUGAAGACCACCCGUUCCCAGGGAUAGAUAGCGGCCCCUAUGGGAUAUAUCCUGUACAGAUGGCCAUGGCUCAGGGACGUAAUGUGUGGGAACCCUUUGAAAUAAAGCAGAUUAGAGAACUUAAAAAUGCAGUUACAACCUUUGGGCCGACUGCGCCUUACACCAUUGCCAUGCUGGACAACCUGUCUUUUGGGCCCCUCACCCCCGCGGACUGGACUCAGCUGGCAAAGGCGUGUCUGCCCUCGGGUAGUUACCUGGAUUGGCGAGCCUGGUACGCCGAGUUCGCUGCCGAACAGGCGGAAAGAAACGCUAACCGAGGGAACCGGGGGUGGAAUAGAGACAUGCUUAUGGGGGAAGGCCAACACGCUGAUGAUCAGACUCAGUUCCCUGGUGCAGUUUAUGAGCAGAUCAAUACCAUUGGGCUUCCCGCCUGGAAGCAGGUGAGUGGUGCCGGAACGGCAUCCUUGUGCCUUUCUAAAAUAGUCCAGGGCACAACAGAGCCAUUCGUUGAUUUUGUGGCUCGGAUGCAAGAUGCCGCCGAUAAGAUCUUUUCCGAUAGGGAAGUGGCUCAACCGCUGGUUAGGCAGUUGAUUUUCAAACAAUGCACAAAGGAAUGUAAGGCAGCAAUAGCCCCACAUAAGAAUAAGGAUCUUAACGCCUGGAUCAGAAUAUGCAGAGAAAUAGGGGGGCCGCUUUCUAAUUCGGGAGUUGCAGCUCUUCUGGCUGCGGCAGUGCAACAAAGGGGACCUCGCGGGCCUAGAGAGGAACAUAAAGCCAAGGGGUGCUUCAGCUGCGGGGACCCAGGACACAUUAAACGCAACUGCCCAAAUAAUGCAGACGCCAAGCCUCGCCUUAAAAAUGAAGGAUCGUAUAACGUCUGCGGGAGAUGCAGAAAGGGCCCACAUAAGGCAGAGGAUUGCAGAUCAGUCUAUGAUGCUCAAGGAAAUCGUAUUUGUGGUCGAGGACAGGAUAGCACAGCUCCUGCUGCUCCCCAGCCUCCAUAAGAGGUUCCAGUACUCCACAUGACUCUUGACAAGAGGCCCAUGCUUUUGCUUAAGAUCAAUGGCAGACAAUUAAAACAUGGUAUCCCAUACAAUCCCCAAGGUCAAGGAAUCAUUGAGAGGGCUCAUAGAAGCCUCAAAGAAAUUUUACAAAAACAAAAAGGGGGAGUAGGCCAAGGCCUGGCCCCAAAGGCACGAUUAUCCAUGGCACUAUUCACACACAAUUUUUUAAAUUUAAAUAAUGAUAAUUGCUCCCCAGCUAUGGAGCACUGCAACCCUUCCCCCAACCAUAAAGGGUGGGUUAAAUGGAAAGAUGUCCUAACAGGACAAUGGAUGGGCCCGGAUCCGGUAAUCAGCUGGAACCGAGGCGCGGUUUGUGUUUUCCCACAGGAACCGGGAUGAGAACCACUGUGGGUACCGGAGAGACUGACACGGGCAACAAAGCCCUCGACUGAAGAUCAGACCUGCCCUACCGGAGAUCCAUCACAGACCAACCAACAAGAUGAAUAGAAAUAGCGGUAGCCCAAAAUGGACAAAAAGAUCCUCAGGCAUAUGCAUGGCUCGCUCGCCUAGCCUACGACCGAGUCUAGGGGCGGUGAGCUUCCCACACUCCUCCUCUAAAAAAUUAUGACAUAGCUGGGUAGGAGAGUCAAUGACGGGUAAGAGCGUACUCCCCCGGUGCGACUCAACCUAAGCCAGGCCCUACCCCAUCCUGCACGUAAGCCGCUGGACUGUUAGAUGCUGCCCAGGUCUAAAUUUCUCUCCGAGGGGAUUUCUUUACGGAGAGGAAAUGAGUGCAAGCUUGUGUGCAUCCAGGUUCCGUCCAGUUUGUGCCUGGCCCUAGAAAAAGGACGAGGGCCUCAGGGCCUUGGCAGACCAUGGGACGGCCGACCAGGGUCUAAGCCAAGGACCUACGGUGGGCCUACGCAUAGGGCAUAAGCCUCUGCACCCAGUCCAGGAAGGGCUACGAUGCGCACAUUCAUAAAAAAUAAAAAAGGGGGAGAUGUUGGGAGCCACGGCCGAGCCCGGUCGCCUUACUUGGCGGACGUGAGGCCUGUAGGAAAGAGCAAAGCCUGAGCUAGAUUACCCCUCCCAUCGAGUGUGCUAAGAUGGCGCUUAUCUCCUGCUUCCUGCUUGGUAAACAACCCGCCCUGUAAGAUCCCCUGCUUCCUGCUUGGUAAACAACCCGCCCUGUAAGAUCUCCUGCUUCCUGCUUGGUAAACAACCCGCCCUGUAAGAUCUCCUGCUUCACAACCCGCCCUGUAAGAUAGUCUGCCUAGCAACAACUGAUGUUAGCCAAUCAGCCCGCAUCGCGCGCUUUGAACUGAUUGGCCACUGUAACCCUAUAAAAGUGAGUGCCUCUCCCGCCAAAAAAAAAGAAGAAGCAGAAGAAGCACGCAAGGAGCCGCGGAGAGCGGACCGGUAGAGGCUUCGGGACAGACUGUAGGGAGAAGCACGCAAGGAGCCGCGGGGAGCGGACCAACAGAGGCUUCGGCCGGGAGGAUUCCCGGGGCAGGCUGUACGGAGAAGGAAAAUAAAAGAAAAGGUUGUCCACUGCCA